CAGCCAAUGAACGAGCUUGCUGGAUUCGAUACGGCCGACCCCACUUUGCCUUGACGCAGUCCAGCAGCACCAGCAGCAGCAUGCAAGCGUACAUGCUCGACACUGCCAGCGCCGCCGUCGCCACGUCCCUCGCGGCCGUCGCGCUAGGUACUGCGGCCUACCUCUCUUCGCGGAAGCGCAAGCACGACGACGUCGUCGAGCGCGGGCUUCCAGCCAUACCAGCCGCCACCACCAGCGACGCACCAGCGCCCAAGGCCAAGCGCGCACGCACGACCAAGGCGCACGAAGGCCUUGCCGCCGAAGCGUCCAUCGUUGACCUUCUCAAACGCCGGGCCCAAGAGACGCCUGAUAAGGUCGUGUACGUCUUCCUCGACGACGCUGGCAAGGAAAGCGUUGUCAUGAACUUUGCUGACGUGGACCGCGCCGCCCGCCGUGUCGCCGCCACUUUGCAGCAAGAUGCUUCGCUCCGGAAGGGCGAUCGCGUCAUGCUCUGCUACCCACCAGGCCUCGACUUUGCCAUGGGCUUUUGGGGUUGCCUCUACGCCGGUGCGAUCGGCAUUCCCGUCUACCCGCCGUACCCGGGCACGCUCGCCAAGGACCUCCCCAAGUUUAACCGCAUGGUCGACGAUUCAGGCGCCAAGGUCAUCUUGACCAACCGCGCGUACUACAUGGCCACCCAGCUCGCGACCGCCAAGAGCUACUUCUCGAGCUCGGUCACAUGGCCCAAGGACAUCCAGUGGUUCUCGACCGACUCGAUCUCGUCGGCGAUGGCUGAUCGCUACACGCCGGUCGAGUGUACCUUUGACGACAUUGCGUUCUUCCAGUACUCGUCCGGCUCGACGUCCGAGCCCAAGGCCGUCAUGAUCUCGCACGGCAACAUCCACGCGCAGCUCAAGACGUGGGCGUCGAUCCGCGAAGACGACACGAUGGUGUCUUGGCUGCCGUCGUACCACGACAUGGGCCUCGUCGGCUUCAUCCUCGUGCCGUGUUCGACUGGUGCUCGGUGUAUCUCAAUGUCGCCGCUGGCGUUCAUCAAGGACCCUGCGCUGUGGAUGCGUACCGUCUCCAAGUACAAGGGCACGCACGUGUGCGCCCCAAACUUUGGCUACGCACUCGUGGCCCGCAAGACGUCCAAGGCCCAAGUCGCCAAGCUCGACCUGCGCUCUCUCAAGCAGUGCAUUUGUGCGGCCGAGCCCAUUCGCAUCGAGUCGCUGGAAUCGUUUACCGACAAGUUCCUGCCCGCGGGCUUCAACCCCAAGACGUUCAACUGCGGCUACGGCCUCGCCGAGGUGACUCUCGUUGUGACGGGCCAAGACCCGUACAAGCUCCAGGACCCGACUGUCCUCGUCCUUAAGAAGAGCGCGCUGGAGCAGAAGAAGACUGCGGUCGUUGCGGCCAAGGGCUACAACGCCAAUGAUACGUGCACGCUUGUCGGCUGUGGUAUUCCCAUGCCGACCUUCCGCGUCAUUGUCGUCGACCCCGAGACGCAUGUGCAGCUCAAGGACAACGCCGUCGGUGAGAUUUGGAUCCAAGGCCCGAGCGUCGCCAAGGGCUACUGGCACCGUGACGAGUACACGAAAGAGCAGUUCCAGGCGACGCUCAAGGACCCCAAGCACAAGCGCGAGUCGGUGGGUAGCUCGGACAAGAGCCACUUUCUCCGCUCUGGCGACGUGACGAUCCUCGACAAGUCGCACUGGUUGCGCUCUGGUGACAUGGGUUUCCUUCGCAACGGCCAGACGUUCAUCACUGGCCGUCUCAAGGAUCUCAUCAUCGUCCGUGGCCGCAACGUCUGCCCCCAAGAUGUUGAGCACACGGCCGAGCUGGCUGACGCCGAGGUUCGCCCUGGCUGUGUCGCUGCCUUUUCGAUCGAGACGUCCAACCAAGAAGAAGCUCUCGUUGUCGUUGCUGAGAUGCGCUCGGACCUCAAGAAGGACCAGGACAAGCUCCGCGCCAUCGCCAACGCCAUUGCGACGUCGGUGCUGUCGGAACACCAGCUCCGUUGCGCCUCGAUCGUCCUCUUGCGUCCUCGCAGUAUCCCCAAGACGACGAGCGGCAAGAUCCAGCGUCGUGGCACCAAGGCCAAGUUUGAAGACAACACGCUCGCCGCCCAGUACAUGCAUAAGGGCGUCAUCGAGAGCCGUCCCAAGCCCGUGGCCGAACCUGAGGUCGCUUCGGAUGAGAACGCAGCUGCAUCGACGCCGGCGGUGAUCAAGACACCGGAAGAGAUUGUGGCGUGGCUGCUUGAGCGCCUCGCCCAGGAAAACAACGAAGGCGAGACGUCGAGCGAAGAUGCCGACAGUCAAGCCUCGCCGACGCCUGCUGCUUCGGACAUCGACCCGGACACACCGUGGGCCUGCCUGGGCAUGGACUCGGUGGCCAUUGUCGGUCUCAGCGCCGAGCUCGGCGAGUUCCUCGGCUGCGUCGUGCCGCCGUCGGCCUUCUUCCAGUUUGAUACGCCGGCCAAGCUCGCCAAUGCCCCGGGUCUCGCCACCGGCGAGCUCGAGACGCAAGAGUCGACGCUCCCCGAAGGCUCGUACGUCGACGAGAACGGCGAGAUCAAGGCCGAGUGCUACGAUUUCGAAUGCUUCCCCGAGGUCCAGCACCUCCGCGGUCAGCUGAGCGAGCUCACGGACGCCGGUCUCGUGCUGCCGUACUUGGACGUGCUCACAGCCGAGAAGAAGAAGCAGCUCAACUUCAACACGUACAACUACCUCGGGUACGCGUCGCACCCCGCGACGGCGCAGGCCUCCAAGGACGCCAUCGAUACGUACGGCACGGGCAUGAGCUCGUCGCCGAUCGUGGGCCAAAACAUCAUCAACACGCAGCUCGAGGCCGCCUUGUGCAAGCACUUUGACGCCGAGGCGUCCGUGCUGUUUGUGGGCGGCUGGGUCACCAACGUGACGACGAUCGCGGCGCUUGUCGGCAAGGGCGACCUCAUUCUGUGCGACAUCCUCAACCACAACAGCUGCGUGAACGGCCAGCGCCUCAGUGGCGCGACGAUCCUGGCGUUCCCGCACAAUGACGUGGCCGCCGCCGAGCGCAUCCUCAAGUCGGUCCGGCACAAGUACCGGCGCGUGCUGAUCGUGAUCGAGGGCGUGUACUCGAUGGACGGCGACGUGCCGAAUCUGCCGGCGUUUGUCGCGCUCAAGAAGCAGCACAAGGCCAUUCUGUUUGUGGACGAAGCGCACUCGUUCGGCACGAUGGGCCAGACGGGCAAGGGCAUGUGCGAGUACUUUGACGUGCCGACCACCGACGUCGACGUGCGCAUGGGCACGAUGAGCAAGUCGCUCGGGUCUGUGGGCGGCUUUAUCCUCGCCACCAAGACCGUGGUCGACUACCUCAAGUACUCUGCGGGCGGCUUUGUCUACUCGGUGGGCCUCGGUCCGGCCAACGCCGGCGCGGCGCUCAAGGCCGUCCAGCUCAUGGGCGACGAGCCGCAGCGGUCGGUGCGUCUCCAGGAACUCAGCGCUUUCUUUUACGACGCGUGCGUGGCGGCCAAGCUCGACGUGGGCACGAACGUCCGUGGCGCGUGCGUGGUGGUCGUGUACAUUGGCGGGACGGUCGAGACGGUGCGUCUCUCGAUGCGGCUGAGCGACGAAGAGAAGAUCAACGUCAAGCCGAUCGUGCACCCGGCCGUCGAGGAGGGCAAGUGCCGACUGCGCUUCUUCAUCUCGUACUUGCACACCGAAGCCGACCUCAGUCGCACCGUGCAGGCGCUGGUCCGCAUCAUGGACAGUCUGCGCAACCCGGACGCGAUCGUCGAGGCGGUGACCGAGGCGCCUACGGUAGUGGUUGAUGCUGCUGUGCCCGUGGUCGAGCCUGUCGUCGACAACCAGAUCGACACCGUCGCUUCAGUGGAAGAACCGCAACAUGCAGACGCUGUGAUCGAAAAGGUGGGCGACGUCGCGGCAGCGGUCGCUGAAGCAGCGCCCGUGGAGCCCGAGGUCCAAGCGACGGCCGAGGUACCGGCGCUUGCCGGCGCUGUCGUUCCAGACGCGCCCACGGUCGUCGACGAAGCACCCAAGACGAGCGUCGCCGACGUUCCCGGGACCAUCGUAGCCGAGCCCGUUGUCGACGUGGACGCGUCAGUGCAGCAUGCCGCCGAGACAUUGGACGCCGAGCCCCAGCCCAAGGCGAAGAAGGUGACCAAGAAGAAGACUGCCAAGAAGGCCAACGGCGUCGCAAAUUAAGCAGCUCAACGUCAUAAGUGCACAAAUCAACGCUCAUUUUUGUAUAAUUGUUGCGAAUGUUGAAUUAUACCAAUUUAUCCAUCAACAUGAUAUAGGUUUGUGG
Saprolegnia diclina VS20 is the source of this 4293-nucleotide messenger RNA. RefSeq lists its product as hypothetical. Gene Ontology annotation, biological process: lipid biosynthetic process. Lineage: Eukaryota; Oomycota; Saprolegniomycetes; Saprolegniales; Saprolegniaceae. The transcript has 4 exons. The coding region runs from base 81 to 4190 and encodes 1369 amino acids. The record is from RefSeq and is a predicted model, not a curated record. Gene Ontology annotation, molecular function: phosphopantetheine binding; pyridoxal phosphate binding; transferase activity.